Molecule: messenger RNA, 240 nt
Organism: Didymodactylos carnosus
Lineage: Eukaryota; Metazoa; Rotifera; Eurotatoria; Philodinida; Philodinidae
Source: the annotation of a GenBank genome assembly
AUGUUAUCUAAAGGUCUAGGUUUACAAAAUCCAAGCAUCGCAUUCGUCGAAGAUCAACACACAAUUUGGCUUCAUCAACGACAGCAGCAAAUCCAAGCUCAAAAUGCUGCUCUGCUACGACUGCAGCAAUUACCAGAAUUUUUACCACCAAUAGAGGAAGAAUAUUUAGAUCCAAAUGCCGAUGACGCUUUUUUGCUACCGGAAUCGGCACAACGAACUGCAAAUAUCAAGACAGGGUAA